This is a messenger RNA of Hyaloscypha bicolor E, 2063 nucleotides long. RefSeq lists its product as uncharacterized. The transcript is spliced from 4 exons. Lineage: Eukaryota; Fungi; Ascomycota; Leotiomycetes; Helotiales; Hyaloscyphaceae. The record is from RefSeq and is a predicted model, not a curated record. The coding region runs from base 325 to 1692 and encodes 455 amino acids.
CUGUCACAUGAGAAACUGGGGCGGCUUUUGAACAAUCCAGCUGAAUGGUUCAAAACAUGGGUUCGAGAAGAAUAAAGUGGAUCUCGACGCCUUCUAAAUGCACAUAUCGUUCGGGCUCCUCUCCUUUCGGGAUAUUCAGACAGCUCAGCUGGGUAUCCCAUGCCACAGGACGAACGGCACUUCCUGCCCGUGUUUCAUUCCGACGUUGCCAUAAUUUGUUAGAUUCGUCGACCCUGCCCUUUUCCCCCAAAGGUUCGUCCCCUGAAAUCUGGGGAUAAAGACUUCUUUCGAUGAGUAUCCCUUGUGAAAGGCCGAGUAGAUAUUAUGAAAGCACUUUCAAGUCUCGUCGUUUUCUUCCUCCUGGCAUCACUGGCAGAGAGCUCACUCUCUUCAGUAAUUGCUGAACUACCCACUUGUGCGCUGGUAUGCCUCGAGGGUGCAAUUGUGAACUCACCAUGCGCGGCUACAAACCAAACAUGUAUAUGCUCCGACGCAACACUGCAAACAGAUGUGACGACUUGCGUCACAAAGUCUUGCACCGUCAUAGAAUCACUUGUUACGAAGAACGUCACUGAGACAACCUGUGGUGCUCCAAUUCGGGACAAGAGCAAGCCAUACUACGCCCUGGCUGUGAGCUUAGGUAUAAUUUCAGGGGCAAUCGUGCUUUUAAGGUUUUCCUCAAAAUUCUUCGCGAACUCAGAGCUUGCUCUAGACGAUUGGUUCAUUUUGGCAACGUUGGUGACUGGCAUACCGAGCACCGUAUUAACUUCGCGCACUAUCAUUUCCUACGGACUGGGGAAAGACAUCUGGACACUUACACCCACAAAAAUCACGGACUUUAUACAUGUCUUCUAUGCCUUAGAGAUAUUGUAUUUUGCCCAAGUUGCAUUAUUGAAACUCUCGCUCCUUUUCUUUUACCUACGGAUCUUUCCAGGAACUAUGGUUCGCCGUCUCCUCUGGGUAACUGUGAUCUUCGAUAUUUGCUUUGGGAUGCUUUUUGUAUUGCUUGCUAUAUUUCAAUGCCGCCCUAUUAGUUACUAUUGGUCGGGUUGGGACGGAGAACAUCAGGGGACCUGUUUGAACGUGAAUGGUCUCGCUUGGUCUAAUGCCGCGAUCAGCAUCGUGCUCGAUGGCUGGAUGCUUGCUCUGCCAAUAUCUCAACUGUUUGGUCUCCAGCUGCACUGGAAGAAGAAGAUCGGAGUCGCAAUGAUGUUCAUUGUUGGUACAUUUGUCACAGUUGUCAGUAUAAUACGCCUUCAAUCCCUUGUCCAUUUCGCGAACUCGAACAACCCAACAUGGGACAACUUGGCCGUUUCCCAAUGGUCGACGAUCGAAAUCAACAUUGGCAUUAUUUGCGCCUGCAUGCCCAGUCUCCGGGUACUCCUCGUCCGACUAUUCCCUAAAGUCCUUGGCACUACUCUCCAUUCAAAGAGCAAUAGGUACUAUAUCGAUAACAGCCAUAGUCACAUUGGAGGCAACAUUUCAGUCAAUCGGCCAGGGAAAUCGUUGAUUUCUAGCCAAAACCAAAGCCAACAAGACAUGAAUGGGGAUGGGAUUACAUACUCGCAGACCUACACUGUCCAGUGGGGCGAAAAUGGGCGCGACAACGGCGAGACGAAAUCCAUACAAAUGAAUGAUCUUGAUCACGAGGCCAUGAAGUCCAGUAGUCGAGUGAGGGAAAAUGAGUUGUAAUAUGAUUGUUCUAUUUACGCUUGGCGUAUUGAGUUUGAGAGACGAAGAUGAAAGAUGGGGCAUAGGGGCGGAGUCAAGGACUACUAUGGCGGUGAAGGGACGGGGUAGGAAUCGGGUUACAAUAGAUGCGCGGUUGUUCUUCUGUACCAAUGUCCUCGCGUUACCCCGGCUUUGUUGUCAAACCUGACAAAUGCCCCUGGACCUUUGGAACGUUCCAGUCUUUGGUAGCUACUCGCACACCAGACAAACUAUUCCAGAGCCUAUGGAACGUUUGCACAAACAGGUUGCGAGUUGGUAAUGAAGGUGGAGAGAGUCAAUGUAGGAGUAGCGAGUGGAGUACAUAAUAGUGACAGUACUCAUGUUUCUAGAAU